Molecule: messenger RNA, 526 nt
Organism: Camelus dromedarius (Arabian camel)
Lineage: Eukaryota; Metazoa; Chordata; Mammalia; Artiodactyla; Camelidae
Product: probable protein BRICK1
Exons: 1
Coding region: 1-204 (67 amino acids)
Biological process (GO): actin filament organization; cell motility; regulation of actin polymerization or depolymerization
Cellular component (GO): SCAR complex
Molecular function (GO): protein-containing complex binding
Source: RefSeq, a predicted model, not a curated record
AUGGUGGGACAAGAGGACCCAGUGCAGCGGGAGAUCCACCAGGACUGGGCGAACCGGGAGUACAAUGAGGUCAUCACCAGCAGCAUCAUGACAAUCACAGACUUUCUCAACUUAUUCGAUAUGUCUUGCCGUUCAAGACUCGCAACACUAAACGAGACAUUGACAGCUCUUGAACGGAGAAUAGAGUACAUUGAAGCCAGGUGACAAAAGGUGAGACCCUCACCUAGAAUCGUGCCACACUGCUGCUGGGAAGUUGCUUCUACAGAACACAGGCCAAUGUGGGAAAGGCCCCAGCAGCCUUCAGCUCCUUCCUCUCUCCUUACAGAACAACAGGGCUUCUUCUUGUUCUUCUUUUUUUCAAAAAUGUGGCCUUUGGGCUCUGCCAUGUACACCCAGGAGCGUGAGGUGGCACGUUGGGAGGGGGCCAGGGGGACUCUUGGCAACAACGUUGGGCGUUUUUACCUUUUCGGAAACAUUUUGCAGAACUACUUGUCAACGUAUUUGAGGCGCUAAGAGCCAAAAGCCU